Messenger RNA from Phaedon cochleariae (mustard beetle), 1227 nucleotides. The record is from the annotation of a GenBank genome assembly. NCBI's taxonomy places the organism in Eukaryota, Metazoa, Arthropoda, Insecta, Coleoptera, Chrysomelidae.
AUGUUGUGUUUAGUGCUGGUUUUGUUCUUGUGCAGUCCUUCUUUACAGCAGGAGAGCGAAGACGAGAUACCUCACCACGGAAGAUGCCAAAGGCUAAACAUACCCUUUUGCACGGGGAUGCCCUACAAUGAAACCAUCCUGCCCAAUUUACUGGGUCACCAGACCAUGGAAGACGCCGGCAUGGAGAUCCAUCAGUACUUCCCGUUGGUGAAGAUCAACUGCAGCAAGGACUUGGAAUUUUUCUUGUGCCAAGUGUUCAUGCCGGUCUGUACUAUCCUGGACUACCCUUUACCACCUUGCAAGUCCCUAUGCCUUUCAGCGAAACACGGGUGCGAGGAUAUAAUGAUGAAGUUCGGGUUCCCCUGGCCAGAGAACCUCAACUGCGAUAACUGGCCCGACCAGGAAGACAAGCCUGCAGUACUGUGCGUAGGAAACAACACAGGCUCGCCUACACCUACCACAGAGCUAGUUUCCCAUACCGCUGCGCCAAGAUACAAGUCCCCGUACCACGGCAAAGACUUUGGGUUCGUGUGCCCGGAACAGUUCAAGGUGCCAGAGAUCCUGGAGUACGCCUUCAAAGUUGGGGACAAAGUGGAGAAAAAUUGCGGGGCGCCCUGUCACCUCAUGUUCUUCGAGAACAGCAGGCAGUUCUCCAGAGUGUGGAUUGGCACCUGGGCUAUUCUCUGUGCGGCUAGCUGCCUCUUCACCGUUUGCACCUUCCUGAUAGACACUGACAGGUUCCGGUAUCCCGAAAGACCGAUAAUCUUCCUCUCCGUGUGUUACAUGAUGGUGGCCGUAGCCUACGUGAUUGGUUUUGUCGCGGGUGACGUUAUUUCUUGCAGGCAACCGUAUCCUAGCAAGCACGGCAUCAUGACCGAGAGUACCAUAACGCAGGGUACCAAAUACGAGUUGUGCACGAUUAUUUUCAUGGUGUUGUACUUUUUCAGUAUGGCCUCGAGUAUUUGGUGGGUGGUGUUGACUUUGACUUGGUUUUUGGCGGCUGGUUUGAAGUGGGGCCAUGAGGCUAUCGAGGCUAACUCGCAGUAUUUUCAUCUGGCGGCUUGGGCCAUACCGGCAAUCAAGACGAUAAGCAUUUUGGCAAUGGGAAAAGUUGAUGAUGCCCAAGGCAGAAACAAGAAAAACACCUUGCAUACUGAAGCAUCCAGGGCAAACGAAAGGACGAAGGUGAAAGUUGAUGGUUGCAAACCCGGUGGAGAUUGUGGAUAG